AUGGAUCUAGAAUCAAAGACAAGAAAGACUUAUUCUGAUAAAAUCAAUCCCAGCUUCCUGGAAACAUUGAGGAAAGAAGAGGAGCAUAAACACCUUUUAGUUGAUACUCAUAGUGCAGCAAUGGACCUACAUAAACAACUGGAGAAUACUGAAAAGAACUGGACUAAAGAGAAGAUGGAACUGCUGGAGAGAUUUGACAGUGAAAGGAAGGAGUGGGAAAGUCAGUGGAAGGUCAUGCAGAAGAAAAUAGAAGAGCUUUACCAGGAGGUAAAACUAAGGCGGGAGAGCAAUAUGAAUGUCCGGGAUAAUAAGGCCAUUCAAAGCAAGAUGCUGCAGCUAUCUGUAUAUUCCCCUACUUCAGAAGGGAGUGACACAGCAGAACUGAACUGUCGACAUAACUUGGCAAGUGACCGGAUGGAAGAAAAGAGUUUGCUCAGUAAAACAGAACAAGAAUGUAAAGAAACUAGAACUCAGGGGAAAAACAAUGUUUUGUUAAGGAACAGUCUGGCCUUUGACAACCAGGAGAAAUAUGAAGACCUCCUCAGCUUGAAAAUUCCUAAGAAAGAUACCAGUAGUUAUGCUGGUGAUCUCAAUGCAGCUCUUAAAGAACUGGCAAAAGUUAGUGAAGAGUUAUGCAGCUAUCAAGAGGAAAUUCGAAAGAAGCCCAACCACAGAAGAAUGAAGUCACUUCCUUUUCUGGAAGAAUUUGAAGAAACCCAAAACACAGUUAUUAUGCCUGAGAUGAACUGCAUGUCCAGCAAUGAACCACAAACUUCUUCCAUCACUUUUGAAACAGAAGGACAAAAUAACAGGAAGAACUUGAUGAGUGCCAACAGGGGUUUGAAAGAUAUGCCUUGUAGCUCUUUUACUGGUGGUAGAGGAAGAGACUUCAUGCCCUGGCCAAAAAAAGAAGCCCCACCAGUUCCUCCACGGAGCACUUCUCGACAUCUGACAAGCUCACUUUCUGCAGCUGUACAGAUCUCUGAAGUACCCGUAAAAGAUACAGACAGCAGAAGCAACUGUAAGGUUCAGGAGGAUAGGAAUGGAAGGAAAUGUAUUAAUCCUUCUCUUGCAAAACAGAGUGAAGAUCCAGUGGCACAUGCAAAUGAAGGAAAGUCUGUGAAAGAUGGUGCAGUGGUAACUGCUUCAGUACCUAUAGCCAAAAAAGAGAGAGUCUCUGAGUGCAGUGUAGCGGCAGGUUUUUGUCACAACACAUGGUCAUGUGAUGUGGGCAAGCUUGGAAAAGGUACUCCGAAUGGAUCUUCCCCGUUGUCUGCCCAGAAAAGCUGUUCAGAUGGAAAUAUGGUGCAAACAGAGAAUUUGCACAGAAGACAUUGCCCUAAAUCUCAUAAUGUUUUACAUUAUGGUAAUGACUCCUGUGACCCUGCAAUGCUGCCAAAGAAGACCCCAAAAAAUGAAACGUUGGCAGCAAAGAUCGAUGAAUUUAACAGGACUGUAUUUCAUACAGAUAAAUGCAACAAAUCUUUGCAAGAAAAUCAGAAGCUUCAAAGACCAACUGGAGAUCAUAAACACUGUGGCCCAGGGUGUGACUGGAUGAUUAACAGAACAGAAACUGUAAAUGCAUCUUAUGUUUCAAAUCCCAGACUCUCUGCAGCAAAGAAACAGGAUCCCUGCAAUCCAACCAAAGCUGCCAGAACAACAGGGCAACAAAAGCAAAUAAAUGGACUUCUAAGCACCAGUGGCUACCGGCAUAUGCUUCACGAGCGUGAUUGGAGACCAAUUAAUUUAUCUGGUCGCCCACGUUCAGCUGACUCGAGGUCAAACUAUGGAGUUGUUGAAAAACUUUUGAAAAACUAUGAAAAAUCAACAGUGACAUCUUUAUAUAAUUCUAAAUGCUGCAAAGAUAAGGGGACACAGUCAGAUUCUGAGUUCACAGAUGGGAGUUGUGAGACAUUGAGUGGGUAUUUAGAAAUGCUCCAGACAGAGCAAGGAAAGCAAGCGUUUCAGAGGAAUUCAGCCAGGCGUGUUGGGCAGCAAGUCAAACAAGGCAAAGAGAGACAGAAGUUACCAGAGGGGAUGAAGAAGACAACCGAGGAAGUAAAUGGCCAGCAAGUUUUCUUCUUGAAAGAGGGGUCUCCUCCAGGCUUGGUUGAAAAUGCUGGUGAGAACUUUGGGUGA
This is a messenger RNA of Caretta caretta (loggerhead turtle), 2139 nucleotides long. Lineage: Eukaryota; Metazoa; Chordata; Testudines; Cheloniidae. The record is from RefSeq and is a predicted model, not a curated record.